Penicillium mononematosum is the source of this 531-nucleotide messenger RNA. RefSeq lists its product as uncharacterized. The transcript has 3 exons. Lineage: Eukaryota; Fungi; Ascomycota; Eurotiomycetes; Eurotiales; Aspergillaceae. The record is from RefSeq and is a predicted model, not a curated record. The coding region runs from base 1 to 531 and encodes 176 amino acids.
AUGGACGCAGAGCUCCAAGCCCCACCUUCACCAGUCUGUCUAAUCGAAGGCCAUACGACCGAGCAGGAAUGCGUGGUAUGGGUAAGGGUCCACGACCGCCAUCUCCAAGAUAUCACGAUCGCAGGCGAUAACGGCGAGAAACUCUUCUCCGAUGCCUCGGGCCGGCCAGUCUUCGACCUACGACGUAAGAUCGGGUGGCUUGUAGAAGACGCUAGUGGCAACAAGAUCGCCGAGCUGUGCCAUAAUAAAUUCUUCACGUCGCAACAUACGGCUAUUAAUGCGAAGAUCCUGGGUUCUGGCGCGGUGUUCGAGAUGCGACCGCGCGAUGCGAUGGGGUUAACGAAUUAUGUUAAUGUUGGUAAUGCGACGAUUGCGGAGAUCUCGGUUCAUUCGAACAAUAUCAAGAAGCGGUUUGUGCGGGAUCGGGAUGUCUCGGUUUUGAGGGUUCGCGUGGCUAAAGGGGUAGAUCUCAGCUUGGUCGUCUUGAUGGCAAUGGUUCGAGCGGAGAUGGCGCAUGUUUGGCAGAAAUAG